Octodon degus (degu) is the source of this 966-nucleotide messenger RNA. It is a transcript of the gene Knop1, whose product is annotated as lysine rich nucleolar protein 1. The transcript is spliced from 7 exons. NCBI's taxonomy places the organism in Eukaryota, Metazoa, Chordata, Mammalia, Rodentia, Octodontidae. The record is from RefSeq and is a predicted model, not a curated record. Bases 79 to 966 code for a protein of 295 amino acids.
CCGUACGCUGCUGACGGUCGCUUUGGCGGCCAAGCCCUCGAGCGGCCUCGCCCGGCCCGACCCCCGAGUCCUGCUGAAAUGAUCACCAAAACUCAGAAAGUAGACCUGGAUGUUGGGCUUCCAGAGAAAAAGAAGAAGAAGAAGAAGGAGGUAGUCAAAGAACCAGAGACUCAAUACUCAGGUGUAAAUGAUAAGAAUUAUUUUGCUGAUAAUUCUGUGAGGACCACAUCCCACUCUAGGACUGUAAGCCAAGAGCAGAUGUCCCAUAUACCCUUGUUGAAGAAAAAAAAGAAGAAAAAGACAGGCCACAGCAACUUUUAUGAAGAACUCCCAGAAUCUGAGCCCACAUCACAAGCGAGACAGACAGAAAAGUCACCCAGCCCCAGGAAGCAGAAGAAGCCAGUCAGAAUUGAGGUUGUAGAGUACAUCCCACUAGGAGAUCACCCUAAAGCCAGAGUGAAGAAGAAAACAAAGGCUAAGAAAAAGGAAGAAAAUCCAGUUGUUGAGCUGGCUCAGAAAAGGAAGAAAAAGAAGAAGAAAGAGAGCACGGUAACAGUAGACCCCUUGGAGGAGGAGCCAGAUACAGACCUGGAGGUGGUGAUGGAGAAGAAAGGCAACAUGGACGAGGCACACAUAGACCAGGUGAGGCGAAAGGCCUUGCAGGAAGAGAUUGAUCGGGAGUCAGGCAAGACAGAAGCAUUUGAACCCAGGAAGUGGACGGGAACCCAGUUUGGCCAGUGGGAUACUGCAGAUUUUGAAAACAAGGAACAGAAACUGAAAUUUCUCAAACUUAUGGGUGGCUUUAAGAAUCUGUCCCCUUCCGUCAGCUGCUCCCCUUGCAUGACCACAAGGCCCAACAUGGCCCUUGGCAAGGUAGCAGCUGACACCCUGCAGCAGAAGUUGCAGCAGGACUACGACCGGGCCCAUUCAGUCCUCAAGCUGAGGACCCGAAGGCUACUUGUAUGA